Molecule: messenger RNA, 4271 nt
Organism: Pseudo-nitzschia multistriata
Lineage: Eukaryota; Bacillariophyta; Bacillariophyceae; Bacillariales; Bacillariaceae
Source: the annotation of a GenBank genome assembly
CAUCGCAUUGGAUCACCUCACUAUUCUUGUGAAUUACAACAUUAAUACCCUUUUAAUGACGAAGUACGAGAAGUACUAAUUAACCAAGAUUAAAUCCAAAAAGACCCUACGAAAAAACCCCCAAAACUAAGCAACCAGCAACCAGCAACCAGCAUGGCGUUCGAGCAACCGAAUUCGAAUCGGAAUUCCGAUCCCAACCUCGUCAAGAAACGCCGAAUCGGCAGCGGCGCCCACCAUCAUGGACACCGAGAUUGGAGAGAAGCCCCCUCCUUUUUAGAUGCCACGUCCUCCGUUGCUGUUUCCACCUUUGGCGCGAGGAGGUUGCCGGAGCUCCAGAACUUGUAUCAUUGCUACCUCGGAGACGGAGCGAGCAGCAGCGUCGACGCAACCCUCGAUAUCGUCCACGAAACACCAACACUACUCAGCGGGGGUGGGAAAACCUCAUCGAGGCAUUUACGGCGGCGAACGACGGCAGUUAAAAGCAGGAAGCAUCGCCACCGUUAUCCACGUUCACAUCGGCAUCGUAACGAGCAGGGAACUGUACAGAACCCACCGGAAUACAGGGGCACAACGCGAAAGAGCCGCCGUAAAAAGCGAUCCCUUUUGAUAAGGGAGCGGCAAAAAUGGCUAACCAAUAUUGCACACAACGACGAUCAAAAUGAGGACAACACAAAGGACGACAAACAUGGGAAGAAAAAGUGGCUUGUCACACACUUAUGGCAUGCAAAGCGCUUCCACACGCUUUCUACUGCCCCAACUAGGGCCAAGAACGGCGGCGGAAAAUCCGGCGAUGACAUGGAGGAAAACGAUGUCUUUGGUGGAUGGACAGGGAUUCCCCUGGUGCAUACCAAUCGUGGACCACGUGCGGCGCUGCGAUUGUCAAGGGAACAGCCAUUUACCGCCGCCGCAACUUCCCCAUCCGUUCUGAUAAGAGAUGUUACCUGGGAGGAGCAACCUACGAUCUUUCGAGCCGAGAUCUCUACAAGCGGGAGCGCAGAUUCAAAUGGGAACCCAAAAGAAUUUAGCUGGAGCGGUGUUUUCCAGCGCAUUAGCCGAAUCUGCCCCUGUUUGGUAUCGCUCCUGCAAAACGGACACGAGGAGCAACAAGCGGCCUUUUGCGAGGGUUCCCUUGCUGUCGACGGAUUCUUGCACGAAUUAGAUGCCUUUCCCGCAGGGGCCAUUGGUCCAACGACGUGGCGGAGGCUGUUGUUCCCAAACUACCAACACCACAACAAUAACCGUACCGCAGUAUUCAUUGAGGUUAGAUGCCACCCCUCGAUCCACACGGAACUCAUAAGGAUUGCAGAACAAUUGAUUCAGACUAGUGGUGACUGCGCCCUUCAGCUGUGCCGUGUCAGCAGCUACGGAGCUUCAAUCAGAACCUUAACGCCAAUGUCACCCAAGAUUUGUUUUCGGUUGUACGGGAUGGAAUCCACCACAGUUCUUGACCGAGUUUUAAAACCGAAGAGCGAUUCCCUCGAUUCGCUCAGGAGCCUUCUAAAACCUGAACACGGAGAAGGCAGAACGCCUUUUUCAGAGCCACUGCCCAACGGAACCGUGGUUCGCAUUGAGCAGGCAGAGAUUUCUAGCAGCGGUACCAUUGCGACGAAUGGUGUGACCCUAAUCUAUCGUGCACCGAGACCCCUUGACUGCUCCGCCAAUCGGGCCAUUUCGGGCUGGAGUGUAUACUGCAGUGACGGAGUCUUUGCUAGCGCCCUGUGGUUGGCACUGGUAACCUUUGACGACGGUGCUAGCACUCAUCGCCUCGAGUUGCAAGAAACUUCCACAACCGUUCGGGAUAUCGAUUCUUCGAACUGUGAGCUCCUGGAUCAAAGCCAACCCCAAAUAAAGAUUCGGGGCUGCUGUGCCAUUGGUCUGGUGGAAGACUCCCAUUUGAGGCUAGAGUGUGAACCACCGCUCCUUGUCUUUCCAAGAGAUAACGUCGACACGAAGGAAUCGCAGCGUUAUUGGAAGACAAAAUCAUCUUCGUUGCCCUCACCAUGGGAUCGCAUUAGGCAGCUGUACGAGGGGGGGUGGGGUCGCCUACCGAUCAACAAAGCAUGCCGACUCGACAAACUCUCGAUCAUCGAUUUUCGAGUUCUUGCCAACACUGUCGAUUGCAAUAAGAACGGUAUAGGCACUGGAUCGGAAGAUGGCGAUUUUACUACUGAUCAUGUAGUUGUGGUCCGAGGGGUUUUUGGUAAGCCCUUUCUGAACGCAAUUCAGGGAUGUUGCGGACGAUACGUGCCGAAUACACUGGUGGCUAUGGGCAAGGAAAAAGAAGAGGACCAUGAUCACCGUCGUCGAAAUCGUAGGAAAACACGUGCCGGAAAUCAGGUGAUUGUUCCACCACCAAUGUCCCGAGAUGACCGAACUUCUUUUGGAGAAAUGUGCCGUGGCCUGUCUUCCUCCUUGUCGCUUCCAGCGGUCCUUAUGGUGCACAUCCGCGCGAUGGGCAAGGGCACGAUUCGCUCCGGCAUGCAGAUUGUUUGUGCUGGAAUCUGCGACAGCGAGAGCGAUGUUUCUCUAGGAACCAUCACGACGGGUGGGUUUUCUACAAGUCGCGGAGUUGAUCACGGAAUCGGAGUGGUUGGUGCCACUCGACUCCUCGAAUACCUAGAUCGGUCCACGGGGACACUCUCGAAAGGUCUCGAUGCCGAUGGCAACAACAACAAUUGUACCGGCGACAAUCACAACAGCAACAGGAGAAUCUUCAAUUGCGGGAGGGUCGUGCCUAUGACCAAUGGUAUACAAUCGCUUCAACUUUUGGUUCGUGUCAAGAAUGGGCACCCUAGUGGCCAAGGAUCAAAAACUAUGGGAUGCGAUGCCUGUUUGUCAGCAAUACUUUGAAGAUAGCAACAGAUAUAUUUCAACGCAAGCAAAAGGAAGUUAUAAAUCACAUUAAUCUAUAGAAUUUUUCCCUGUAUAUUUUGGAUUGCCAUGUUGAAAAUGAAACUGGUAUUCGUCUGAAGAAAUUGUAUUCAUGCAAUUGAUCUGCAUCAAUUUUUUCACUCCUGCGUUGUGUCUACAAUUUCCCUACGGUCUUGGGAUUAGAGCAUCCUACACCACCCACCACAUCAUGCUUCUUUUUCAGCCAGAGGGUUUUUGGUCGAUUUCUUUUCGUCACUUUUUCGUCGCGUGAUCGAGUUUAUGACAAAAAAGAUUCCCAACACCAGGAGAGGAUGCCACCAUUCCAUGUCAAACAUUCCGCAUCCCAGUUUGGUGGCCAAUCUGUGUGCCAAGAAAGGGAGAAUUGCUCCCACCAUCACGUCGAAAAAGUGAUGCGCUAGAACAUACAUGCGACCAGUUCCCGCAAGGAUCACAAUAGUGGAUGCGAGGUGGGAAGGACGAUAAGCGUGGCUGACAUCAGAAGAAAUAUUGAAGAUAGACAAGGCAACCAUUGUCGCACACAAAACGUCACCAGAGGGGAAAGAUGCAUCUCCGUUGUAUUUGGCCAGCAAUUGGGUCAUUGCUGGAAAUUUUUUCUUUUGUGUCCAGUUUUCGCUUGUUCCUCUGCCGCAGCCUUCUGCAUUUUUUCGUUCGAUAUCCUUCAAGGCGGGGCGGCUGCGCUUGGAGGUGGAUUUCAUCCAAUUUAACAACGUGAUUAAGAUUGGCCAUAAAAACAACGGAUAAAUAGCCAUCGAAAAAAUGUUUUUCUUGUAUUCAGCACUACAGUUUGUUUCACUGCCCUGGUAGCUACUAUAUGGAAAGCCAUUUAAAAUAUAGGCUAGUACUGCGAUAUUGAAAGGGACCCCAAGAACAUAAACAUUACCAUUCCAGAAAGCAAUACCUGCAAGAUACUCGUGUCCACCAAUUUGCCAUAAUCCCCACAUCACAACGUAACCAACAGUUACGGAAAAAGUUAUGAUUUUCAAAAGAAAAAUGUUGUCUUCCAGCUCUGCUCCGCAAGUUUCUUUUUCGUCAUGCUGUCCCCACACUAAUGCCAACAAGGCUAUCCACACUGGACCCGCGACACUGGUGAAUGUGGUACCAAAGAAACAUGCGGGAAUCGAGUACCAAAAUUCGAACCAUUUGGGAAGUCCCAAGCGGAACAUCGGACCGGAAAUCCAUUCGUCAACCUCGUUGAGUAAGACCAGGCACGAGGCGAGACGGUUUUCAUCGCUUCUACUGCCUGGUGGAAUGAUUGCACUUUGGGUGGCGGGAGACGACAUUUUGUUCCAACUGUACUGAUUAGUUCGUUCUACAGCGAUUAUGCAUAGCACAAGAUAGUGGAUAGUAGAAAUGAAUGGAAAUAGAUUUUGUGACCAGAU